GCGGGGAUUCGAACCGCUGACCUUCUGAUCAGCAAGUCCUAGGCUUUGUAGUUUAACCCAUAGCGCCACCCGCGUCCCUGGGGUUUCACUCUACAUGGGAAGAAAAACUGUGUUCCAGCGUUGAUGAGAGACAAUCCUCUCACCUAUAAGACCUUUAAUCGUGGGAUUGUGAGGCACCCAAAGCAAUCGAAUGCAGAGUUGGGCAUGCAGUUUGACAACCCAGGGCCUUCCUGAUCUUUUGGCAGCUCCCAUCAAUCAGUUGUGGUCCAAAAAAUGGGCAUGCUGAUGAAGAGCCUUUGGACCAGGCCAUGGGGGUUAUGGCGCCCCCCAGUUGCAUCGUUCACCCUCAUGGUGCUUCUCUGCCUGUUCUGGUUGACGGGCGUAGACAAAAGCUUGGCGUUAUCGCCUAACCUCCUGCUCACCAGCCCUUUCCAAGCGUAUCGCCUCGUGACCUACUGCCUGUGCCUCACGGAGGCGCCCUUGUUCUUCCUCAACCUGCUCCUCUUUCCACUGCUGAGUUGGCAUCAGGAGCGACGCCAGGGCACUCUGCGCUACCUCCACUCUUCGGCACUUGGCGCUUUCGCCUCGGCCCUCCUCUACCUCCUCCUAGCAUGGCUGCAGGGUGCUCAGGCCAGCUCUGCUGUUGGGGGCUACACCCCCGUGCACUUGGCCUUGCUGGGGUGCCCCCAGGGGCGUCGGAAACAGGGGGGGUCCCAGAGGUGGGCUUCCCCUCCUCUGCUGGCUGUGCUGCUGCUGGGCCUGAGCUGGAUUCUCUCCCCCAGCUCUCCUUUCCUCCUGCAUCUGAGUGGGCUGCUCACGGGCCUGGCCUUCUGGGCCGGGGUCUUCUCCCCGCUGGAAUUAUCAGAGAGACGCCUGGAAAAGCUGCACGGCGGAAUCAUCUUUAAGACCCUCCUGGGGAGAGGCUCUUUCCUCCAAUUCGUCCCGCCCCCGGCAGAACCUGCUGAAAUCCUCCCCACCGCCGACCCAGCCGCCAGGAGGGACAGGAUUCCUCAUUCCCCGGAGUCGCCAACCCAAGCGUUUCCCCCAGCAGAUUUCCCUAUGCAGCCUCUCUUUCUGGCUUCGCCACCUGCCUCUUACUGGAGUGGAGAAACUGCAGCGCUGGAGCAGGCAUGCAGGCAGUCAGUUGCUGCUGGUUCCCUGCCUCCCUUCCCCAUCCACCAUGGGGCUUUAGGUGCUCCUUUCUCGGCCCUCCAAGGAUCCCUGAUGGAUGAAGAGCUGCUCCAAGCCGGGAUCCAGGCUUCUCUGCAGGAUAUGGCGGAGGAAGAGGCUCCAGCAGCUCCAGAAAAUGGGCUUCCCAACCGAGCGGGCAGUUGUUGCACUGGCAGCCACAGGCCACGUGGAGGGUGCCGUCUCACUGCUGAUCGGAGGCCACGUCGGAGACCAAGCCGUGGUGACGGCAGAGAGCCGCUCUGCUCAUCGCUAGCGACCUCCUCCAGGCACCAGCCAGCAAGUAGACAGAGGUUGACAAGCCAGCCCAAACGGUGCCAGCGUCCGGGCCAGAAAACCAGCCACGGCCGGUGAAGUUGAGCGGCGAUUCACUGUGGACUCAACUGGGAAGGAAGGAAAGCGAGACCCACCAUUGAAGCCAAGGCCAUCCUGCUGCUAUGGGGUGGCUGCCGUACAGCCCAGCCAGGCUGGUGCAUCACAAGGGCAAGAGUGAGAGACAAUGCACAUAUAUCAAGGGCUGCAAGUCACUUGGGAAAUCCUCCAAAAGGGGAGACCCAGUGGCUUCUUCCAUCCCAUCCUGGGGAUUCUUGGAAUAACAAAGCCAGAGGUUUCACCUGAUUGCAGUCAUUUUUCCACGUGUUCCAUGGGUGUUUGUGGAAACCAUCUCCCGAGACGUGUCAGGAGGUGGUGGGAACAUGGGCAAAGGCCGCCCCCAGCGGCCAUUCCGUCUGGGCUGCCAUGCAUUAGGCGUUCGUGAAAAAGGGACCUCUCUCUGUGCCUGUGAGCUCCGCCACUCACCUGGGAGUUGUAGCAGGGAUCUCAGUUCCGGGGUUCCGAGUUUGACCUAAAGCAUCCAGAACUCAAAUCUGGGCCUUUCUCAUACAGCCACUUUGAAGGGGUGGAGCAGGGCAUUCUCACCACAUGCAGAACAGAGUCAUGUCUGCACUGUAUGUUUAAAGUACUCUUAAAACGUUCAAAGGACUAGCAGAUGACUGCGAAUUCUGCAUUGCAAGGGGGUUGGGCUGGAUGACCUGUUGGGUCCCAUCCAAUUCUGUGAUUCUAUAACAGUUCCCAGGAUUCAUGUGUUGGGGGUGGGAGCCACAAUGUCCCCCAAAUAAUCCUAGGAACUGUUGUCCGCUAAGGUGUUCCCAGUGCUUUUUUUCUGGGGGGGACGCAUACCCCUAAACAUUUUGUGAAUCUUUGUACUUUUGUCCAUUUACUGUAUUUAUUUUCCCCAAUUUGAACUAUAAAAUGGUGAUUUUCUUGAGUCAAAA
Molecule: messenger RNA, 2462 nt
Organism: Podarcis raffonei (Aeolian wall lizard)
Lineage: Eukaryota; Metazoa; Chordata; Lepidosauria; Squamata; Lacertidae
Gene: RHBDD3
Product: rhomboid domain containing 3
Exons: 6
Coding region: 274-1542 (422 amino acids)
Cellular component (GO): membrane
Molecular function (GO): protein binding; serine-type endopeptidase activity
Source: RefSeq, a predicted model, not a curated record